Molecule: messenger RNA, 3480 nt
Organism: Contarinia nasturtii (swede midge)
Lineage: Eukaryota; Metazoa; Arthropoda; Insecta; Diptera; Cecidomyiidae
Exons: 2
Coding region: 1-3480 (1159 amino acids)
Biological process (GO): DNA integration
Molecular function (GO): nucleic acid binding
Source: RefSeq, a predicted model, not a curated record
AUGGGAGAGGUUACUUUAAGGAUUAAAUUAAGAAACGGGAAAUGUAUAACUGAUAAAUUUCAUGUUGUUAAAAGUAUAACCACUUAUCAACCAAGAAAUACGACCCCAAAAUGGACUAAUUUAAUCGGGAAAUUAGCUGACGAAAAUUAUACGCAGUUGGGAAAAAUUAAUGUCCUUUUCGGGGUUGGAUUCUGGAUAAAAAUCUUAGAACCUAAGUUACUUAAAUUAGAAAAUAAUUUAACCAUAGCCCAGAAAACAAAACUCGGUUAUGUAAUAUUUGAAACGAAAAAAGAUCCAUAUAAAAAUGAGUAUCCAUACAUCGGAUCGGUUCUAGAGGGCACCUCAAUAAAGCAAUUAUUGGAUCAAAUCAAAAAAUUUUGGGAGGUGGAGGAAAUUUCUUUGGAGAAGAAACGAACACUUGAGGAAGAAAAGUGUGAGGAAAUCUUUAUAAAUGGGCAUUCAAGGGAUAAAACAGGGAGAUACAUAGUAAGAAUGCCAUUUAAUGAAAAGAUCCAGAAGUUGGGAUACUCGAAGAAAAGUGCUCUCCAUCAAUUCUUCAAAAUGGAAUAUAGGAUGAAAAGAAAUCCAGAAUUUGGAGAUAAAUAUCGGUUAUUCAUGUCUGAAUAUGAGGCACUGGGCCAUAUGCAACGCAUUUCUGAAGAAGGCGAAUCGGGUUACUACACCCCACACCACGGAGUACUAUCAUCGGAAAAGUUUCGUGUAGUUUUUAACGCAUCCUCCAAAACCUCAACAGGGAUAACAUUAAAUGAAUGUCAACUAACGGGAGAGAAAUUACAAUCAGAUCUACAAAUGAUUCUACUAAAUUUUAGAAAAUAUCGGUUUGGUAUAACAGCCGAUAUUGAGAAAAUGUAUCGGCAAAUUUUGGUACAUCCAUCCGAGAGAAAGUUCCAGAAAAUACUCUGGAGAGCCAAAGAAGGAGAUCCAAUUGGGGUAUUUGAAUUAAAAACAGUAACAUAUGGACAUACAUGUGCACCUCAUUGUGCAAUUCGAACGCUAAUACAAUGCGCAAUUGAUCAUGAGGAAAAAUAUCCAAGGGCUGCCCAACUAGUUAAAUCCUGCUUCUAUGUCGACGACUUCCUAGGGGGAGGAGACUCAUUGGAAGAGGCAGAAAAAGAAGAAGAACUCAUAUGGACCAAGAGGAAAAUCUUAUCCAGAAUCGGUCAAUUGUAUGAUCCAAAUGGAUAUUUGGGACCGGUCAUAAUGAAAGGAAAAAUGAUAAUUCAAGAAUUGUGGAAGGAUAAAAAGGACUGGGAUGAACAUAUUUCCGGAAGUAUAAAGAAAAGCUGGAAUUUAUUCAAUGACGACUUAAAGAACGUGAACUUGAUAUCGAUAAAUCGAUGGCUGCAAACAAGUAGCCAAGGAAAAAUGGAGUUGCAUGGGUUCUGUGAUGCUUCCGAAAAGGGAUACGGUGUAGGCAUUUAUGUCAGAACAAAGGGAAAGGAAGGAUACCAAACCGAAAUUCUAAUUUCAAAAUCAAGAGUAGCACCGUUGAAAAUCUUAUCCAUUCCGCGUUUAGAAUUAUGCAGUGCCAGCAUCCUAAUGAAUGCAAUAGAAAUGAUUUAUCCCAUUUUUUCGAAGGAGGUAAUUGGAAUUUACUGCUGGACGGAUUCAAUGAUUACUUUACAAUGGAUUAAGAAAGAAUCAUCAACACUGAAAACGUUUGUGGCCAAUCGAGUUGCAAAUAUUCAAAAUACAACAGAGAAAUUAAAGAUAAAUUGGAAUUGGGUUAUGGGAAAGGAAAAUCCAGCUGAUUUAAUUUCACGCGGAACAACCGUUUUGGAAUUAAAGGAUGAGAAAAAAUGGUGGAAAGGUCCAGAUUGGUUAACUACGGCCAAAGAUAAGUGGCCUGAGCAACCAGAAAUGGUAAUUAAAAACGAAAUCCAAGAAUUUCAAAAGGAAUUUAAGACAAUCCAUUUAAUAAACACUGAAACCCGAAAUGAAUUAACUAAAGGGAAAUGGUUUAAAUUUAAAACGUAUAGCCAAAAAGAAUUUUCACUCUUGGACUCUUACAGCAAGAUGAAAACUUUGGUUCGAGUGACUGCUACCAUCUUUAAAGCAAUUGAGAAAUUCAAAAAUCCAAGGAUGAACAAAAUUGGAUUGGAUUUACAAAGAGCAGAAAACUAUUUGAUUCAAAUAGAUCAACAAAGGGACUUUACCAAGGAGUUGGAAUCAAUAAAAAAUGGGAACCUAAAAAUGAUUAAAAAUUUAGUGAUAAUGUGGGACAAGCAGGAUAAAUUUAUUCGUAUUGAUGGGAGAGUACGAAGUGAGAAUCUCACUAGGAACGAACAGUUUCCUAUUCUCCUUAGUGGAGAAAGCACAUUGGCAAAAAUUUUAAUUCGAGAAGCACAUCUUAAAACGAUGCAUGGUGGAAAUCAAUUAACCCUUCAAUACCUACGGAGAAAAUUUUGGAUCAUGAAUGCGAAAAGGUUAAUUAAGGGAAUUUUGAGGAAAUGUCCAAUUUGCUUCAAAAUGAGAAUGAAAACAUCUGAGCAAUUGAUGGCAUCAUUACCAACGUACCGUACAACGCCAUCUAAACCAUUUAGCAACGUUGGAGUGGAUUAUUCCGGUCCAAUACUAUUGAGGUCAACAUUGGGUCGAUUACCCAAACUAACGAAGGCAUGGAUAGCCGUAUUUGUUUGUCUAGUAACUAGAGCAAUCCAUUUGGAACUGGUGAGUGACGCGACAACCGAAGCCUUUAUAGCAGCACUCAGAAGGAUGAUAUCACGCAGGGGAACAGUCACCCAAGUGGUCAGCGAUAAUGGAAGCAAUCUGGUCGGGGCCCAUAACUACAUCCGGAACAUUUUCGAUAGUAUUCAAAAUAAUACGGAAAGACUAGAAGGAGAAUUCAAUCUAAAAUGGAACUUUAUAACACCGAGAGCACCUCAUCAAGGGGGAAUUUAUGAGGCAGCGGUAAAAUCGAUGAAACAUCAUCUAACAAGGGUCAUAGGAGAAACAACGUUAACAUUUGAGGAAUACGCAACACUUCUAAGCCAAGUAGAAGCGUGCGUUAACUCAAGACCGUUAUAUGCAUUAAGUGAUGACCCAACAUCACUCAACGCAUUAACACCUGCACAUUUUUUAAUCGGAGAAGCAUUAAUACAACUCCCCGACGAGGACGACUAUAGGGAAACACCAAUAAAUCGACUCACCAGAUGGAAUCAUAUUCAAAAAAUGACCCAAAACUUUUGGGACAGAUGGCAAAGUGAAUAUGUUGGGACCCUCACAAAUAGAAGUAAAUGGCUGAAAGAAAAUCGCAAUAUUACAACAGGAGAUCUAGUUAUUUUAAAGGAUGAAAAUACACCUCCUGUCAAAUGGAAAAUGGGACGAAUCCAAGAAGUACUCUACGGACAGGAUGGCCUAGUAAGAAACGUUGUAGUUCGAACAGCCACAGGAGUCUAUAAGCGGCCUAUCGUCAAAAUUGGAGUACUCAUUCAAGCCGAAAAGGAAGCUGCGCUAUAA